Molecule: messenger RNA, 2011 nt
Organism: Solanum verrucosum
Lineage: Eukaryota; Viridiplantae; Streptophyta; Magnoliopsida; Solanales; Solanaceae
Product: cationic amino acid transporter 5
Exons: 1
Biological process (GO): transmembrane transport; amino acid transport
Cellular component (GO): plasma membrane
Molecular function (GO): L-glutamate transmembrane transporter activity; L-lysine transmembrane transporter activity
Source: RefSeq, a predicted model, not a curated record
UUACUAGCCAUCUGUAACAGUAGCAUAACAGUAAUAGACUCUACUGGUGAAAUGGGAGAUGAGAUACAGCCAAGAAGUUAUUGGAGAUGGAGCAAACACGAUUUCUUCCCGGGAGAUUCUUUCCAGAAUUGGAGCGCAUACCGAUCAGCACUGUCACAAACAUUUACCAGAUUGAAGGACCGAGUUGCAUGCCGUUCUGAGGAUGCUGAUGAGAUUGUGGAGCUAAGGAAAGAAAGUGAGAAUGAGAUGAAACGUUGCCUUAGUUGGUGGGACCUCACCUGGUUUGGCUUUGGCUCUGUUAUUGGAGCCGGCAUCUUCGUACUCACUGGCCAAGAAGCUCAUGAACAUGCCGGACCAGCUAUAGUUUUAUCCUAUGUGGCUUCUGGCAUUUCAGCAAUGCUCUCUGUUUUCUGCUACACAGAAUUUGCAGUAGAAAUUCCCGUAGCAGGAGGGUCAUUUGCAUACAUCAGAGUAGAACUGGGAGACUUUGCAGCCUUUAUCACAGCAGGAAACAUAAUUCUUGGAUCCAUUGCUGGUAGUGCCGCAGUAGCAAGAGCCUGGACUUCUUACUUUACAACUCUCUUGAAUCGUCACCCAAACUCUUUACGUAUACAUACAAAUCUCAUAGACGGGUUCAACUUACUAGAUCCAAUAGCUGUUGCAAUUUUAGCAAUUACAUCAAUAAUUGCAAUAAGCAGCACUAGAAGAACUUCAUACUUCAACUGGAUAGCAUCAGCAGUAAAUAUGGUGGUGAUUUCAUUUGUCAUAAUUGCUGGACUUGCUCAUGCCAAUACCUCCAAUUUGACACCCUUUGCGCCACAUGGUGCCAAAGGUAUCUUCGUUGCAGCGGCAAUAGUGUAUUUUGCAUAUGGGGGUUUCGACAACAUUGCAACCAUGGCAGAGGAAACAAAAAAUCCAUCGAAAGAUAUACCACUAGGGUUGCUAGGAUCAAUGUCAAUUAUCACUGUGAUAUAUUGCUUGAUGGCACUUUCACUAAGUAUGAUGCAAAAGUAUACAGAUAUAGACCCUAACGCCGCCUACUCUGUUGCAUUUCAAAGAGUGGGGAUGAAAUGGGCAAAAUACCUGGUUGCCCUUGGAGCUCUGAAAGGAAUGACCACUGUCCUUUUGGCAGGAGCAAUUGGACAGGCACGCUAUGCCACUCAUAUUGCACGAGUUCAUAUGAUUCCACCAUGGUUUUCACUUGUUCACCCAAAGACAGGAACUCCCAUAAAUGCAACUCUCUUGAUCAGACUUGCAAGUGCCUGUAUAGCAUUCUUUUCAAGUUUGGAUGUCUUGGCAAGUUUGUUAUCUAUAAGCGGCCUUCUAAUAUCCAUGAUGAUGGCUGUUGCUCUGCUUGUGCGGAGAUACUAUGUCAGAGGUAUCACCCCCCGGACGAAUCUUUUGAAGCUUACCUUCUUUCUACUGGUCAUAAUUGUAUCCUCCGUUGGGACUUCUGCUUAUUGGGGACUGAACCCUAAUGGUUGGCUUGGUUACACAGUAACUGCUCCCCUUUGGUUCCUGGCAACCUUGGCAAUUUCGGUUCUUUUGCCACAGGAUAGAACACCAAAAGUCUGGGGAGUCCCACUGGUUCCUUGGUUCCCAUCCCUCUCAGUUGUAAUAAACGUGUUUCUCAUGGGAUCAUUAGGAGCUCAGGCAUUUAUAAGGUUUGGCAUAUGUACAGUUGUAAUGCUGAUAUAUUAUAUAUUUUUUGGCCUCCAUGCAACUUAUGACAUGGCUCAUCAACCAAAGAAGCCAACGACUUCAAGGAUCUUAGAAGAAGAUAUAGGAAGCGCUAGGGCAUAAGUUUUUUUAGACCUAUGAUAAAAUCUGGGACUUGAGUUCCAUCACACUUAAUCCUGCAAUCAUAAGAUUUAUGUUAGAUGAAGUCAUCACUGAUCAGACAGAAUCCUAUCAUUAUGAAUAAUGAAAACUGUCUACCACAGUUCAUGUUAGAGAAAUACAUUCUCGAAAAUUUCAAUGAUAGUCAAGUGAUUAUUGAUCCUUUUAUUCA